Molecule: messenger RNA, 360 nt
Organism: Puccinia triticina
Lineage: Eukaryota; Fungi; Basidiomycota; Pucciniomycetes; Pucciniales; Pucciniaceae
Exons: 3
Coding region: 1-360 (119 amino acids)
Source: RefSeq, a predicted model, not a curated record
AUGUUUUCGGCUCAGAUGUCGUGUGCAGCGGCUCGGCUACCCGUCGGAUGUUUCUCAGCUAUCUGCCGCGUUACUCAGGCAGUCAGGAGGAAAGCAUCGAAAUCGCGAUCCCACUCAAUCAACGACUCCAGGCAGCAAUCCGCGCAUCGGACGCGAAGGUGUGAACACCCCGGGCCAACCCAUCAAGGAUCGGAGUUUCAACAGGAAAUCAAAAAAUAUCUCGAAUACGCCCAAGAGCAGAUUGUUCCCAGCGAAGAGCUCCUCCGAGAAAUCAGAGAAUCUGACGGACGCAUCAAAAAGAAGGUCAGCCUCGAGCGACUCCUCCACAUCAGAGUAACAGGAUCGGAUCAACCAUCAUAA